Molecule: messenger RNA, 1571 nt
Organism: Phodopus roborovskii (desert hamster)
Lineage: Eukaryota; Metazoa; Chordata; Mammalia; Rodentia; Cricetidae
Gene: Hcrtr1
Product: hypocretin receptor 1
Exons: 9
Coding region: 318-1568 (416 amino acids)
Biological process (GO): G protein-coupled receptor signaling pathway; feeding behavior
Cellular component (GO): membrane
Molecular function (GO): orexin receptor activity
Source: RefSeq, a predicted model, not a curated record
CUCCCGAGCCCUCCCGAGCUACCACGGGCGCGGAGCCGGGGCCGCGGAGCCACGAAGCGGAUAGUUCGCCUCGGGAGGGGGCUACCCCGCCGCGUCCCCAGUCCCGGCCUUCCCCCGCACCAAGGCAAAGUCCCGCGAGCAAGGUCCAGGUACCAGCAACCGAUGAUGCUCGGGUCUGGGAGCCAACAGGGCUCACUAAUAAUGAUACCCAAUACCGGCUUCUGGGUGAAGUAGUCCCUAAGCCUUAGAGCUCACUUUCCUCGUCGUGGCCCUGGGAGAGCCCAGAAUGCUCCUCAGCUGAAGUGGCCCCAGAGCUCAUGGAACCCUCGGCCACUCCCGGGACCCAGCCCGGAGUCCCCACUGGCAGCGGGGAACCCUUCCACCUUCCUCCGGACUAUGAGGAUGAGUUCCUCCGCUACCUGUGGCGCGACUAUCUCUACCCCAAGCAAUACGAGUGGGUUCUCAUCGCAGCCUAUGUGGCCGUGUUCCUCAUAGCCUUGGUGGGCAACACGCUGGUCUGCCUGGCUGUGUGGCGGAACCACCACAUGAGGACAGUCACCAACUACUUUAUUGUCAACCUGUCCCUGGCAGAUGUGCUGGUAACUGCCAUCUGCCUGCCUGCCAGUCUGUUAGUGGACAUCACUGAAUCGUGGCUGUUCGGCCAUGCCUUGUGCAAGGUCAUCCCCUACCUACAGGCCGUGUCCGUGUCGGUGGCCGUGCUGACUCUCAGCUUCAUCGCCCUGGACCGCUGGUAUGCCAUCUGCCACCCGCUACUGUUCAAGAGCACAGCUCGCCGGGCCCGCGGCUCCAUUCUGGGCAUCUGGGCUGUGUCGCUGGCCAUCAUGGUGCCCCAGGCCGCGGUCAUGGAGUGCAACAGUGUGCUGCCUGAGCUAGCCAAUCGUACCAGGCUCUUCUCCGUCUGUGAUGAACACUGGGCAGAUGAACUCUACCCCAAGAUCUACCACAGCUGCUUCUUUAUUGUUACCUACUUGGCCCCACUGGGCCUCAUGGCCAUGGCCUACUUCCAGAUCUGCCGCAAGCUCUGGGGCCGCCAGAUCCCUGGUACCACAUCAGCCUUGGUGAGGAACUGGAAGCGACCUUCAGAGCAACUAGAGGCUCAGCGCCAGGGCCUGUGGACAGAGCCACAACCCCGGGCCAGAGCCUUCCUGGCUGAGGUGAAGCAGAUGCGAGCUCGGAGGAAGACGGCUAAGAUGCUAAUGGUGGUUCUGCUGGUUUUUGCACUCUGUUACCUGCCCAUCAGUGUCCUCAAUGUCCUUAAGAGAGUGUUCGGGAUGUUCCGCCAAGCCAGCGACCGGGAAGCCGUCUAUGCCUGCUUUACCUUCUCCCACUGGCUGGUGUAUGCCAACAGUGCCGCCAACCCCAUCAUCUACAACUUCCUCAGUGGCAAAUUUCGGGAGCAGUUUAAGGCCGCCUUCGCCUGCUGCCUGCCUGGUCUGGGUUCCCGCUCCUCUGCCAGACAUAAGUCCGUGUCCUUGCAGAGCCGGUGUUCUGUCUCCAAAGUCUCUGAGCAUGUCCUGCUGACCAGCGUCACCACAGUGCUGUCCUAAGCA